Messenger RNA from Botrytis deweyae, 951 nucleotides. RefSeq lists its product as uncharacterized. The coding region runs from base 1 to 951 and encodes 316 amino acids. The record is from RefSeq and is a predicted model, not a curated record. NCBI's taxonomy places the organism in Eukaryota, Fungi, Ascomycota, Leotiomycetes, Helotiales, Sclerotiniaceae. Gene Ontology annotation, biological process: positive regulation of protein phosphorylation; rescue of stalled cytosolic ribosome. Gene Ontology annotation, cellular component: cytosol; nucleus. Gene Ontology annotation, molecular function: ribosome binding; protein kinase C binding; translation regulator activity. The transcript has 3 exons.
AUGGCGGAACAACUUAUCCUCAAGGGCACCCUCGAGGGCCACAGCGGCUGGGUCACCUCUCUCGCAACUUCUCUUGAGAACCCAAAUAUGCUCUUGUCUGGUUCCCGCGACAAGUCCCUCAUCAUCUGGAACUUGACCCGGGAUGAGACUUCAUACGGAUACCCAAAGAGAUCUCUCCACGGACACUCCCACAUUGUUUCUGACUGUGUGAUCUCUUCCGAUGGUGCUUACGCUCUUUCCGCAUCCUGGGACAAGACUCUCCGCCUUUGGGAGCUUGCCACUGGUACCACCACCCGCCGAUUUGUUGGACACACCAACGACGUCCUCUCCGUUUCCUUCUCUGCCGAUAACAGACAAAUUGUCUCCGGAUCCCGCGACCGUACAAUUAAGUUGUGGAACACUCUCGGUGACUGCAAGUUCACCAUCACUGAGAAGGGACACGCCGAUUGGGUUUCAUGCGUUAGAUUCAGCCCUAACCCACAAAACCCAGUCAUUGUCUCCUCUGGAUGGGACAAGCUCGUCAAGGUCUGGGAGCUCAGCUCUUGCAGAUUGCAAACCGACCACAUCGGACACACCGGUUACAUCAACACCGUCACCAUCUCCCCAGACGGAUCCCUCUGCGCUUCCGGUGGAAAGGACGGAACCACCAUGUUGUGGGACUUGAACGAGUCUAAGCACCUCUACUCCUUGAACGCUGGUGAUGAGAUCCACGCCCUCGUUUUCUCCCCCAACAGAUACUGGCUUUGCGCCGCCACCUCCAGCAGCAUCAUCAUCUUCGAUUUGGAGAAGAAGAGCAAGGUUGAUGAGUUGAAGCCAGAGUUCCAAGCUGUUGGCAAGAAGAGCAGAGAGCCAGAGUGUGUCAGUUUGGCAUGGAGCGCGGACGGACAAACUUUGUUCGCAGGUUACACAGAUAACAUCAUUCGGGCUUGGGGUGUUAUGUCGAGAGCGUAA